AUGACAACAGUAAGCAAUGAAAAGGACAGCGCUCUCUUGCAGCUCCAGCUUCAGCGUGGACGAGCAUCACUACAAGACGCCGCCACAUUGGGAGCACAGCUGCAGUCCAUGGCAAGGGCCCCAAACGACAAUGACUCUCCUCCCACCGCCAUGGCUCAGCCUCGCUACGCCGCAGAACAGGAUCGCCACGUGUUUCGAAAUACCUCCAAGCCAGGCUAUGAUCCCAAUGGUCCGCAGCCAGGAGCCUUCCCGCAACCUGUACAAGAAGCGAAUGUUGUUGUCUUAGCGCCUCCGCCGCCACCAACUACGUCAGAAGGAAAUAUUGGAGAUGACGAUCAUCUGGAGGACGCACUGCCAGACGAACAACCCCUGCCUCCCAAUGAUGAAUGGUGGAAGAAAUAUUCGCUGCUGCAAGAUCUGGAACGGUGGCACGUGAUUUGUAUUGGUGUUACCACUCUUAUCCUUCUGAUUCUCGUGGUGAGCAUGUCCGUGGCACUGGGUAUCACUGAAAAUAAUAAUCAAGAGACUACUAUUAUUACUACAAGGCCAAAACAGCGUCCCGCGCCUACACAACCAAUGGUUCCCACAACACCUAAAACCUCUUUCCCAUCCAUUUCCAGUCAACCCUCCGCGCCCCCAACACCACAACCAUCCAACGCCCCAAGCAAGUCCAGCGUUCCCUCCAUGAGUCCUUCCAUAUCCAAUGCUCCCACCCUGUCUCCGUCUCAGGCACCCACCUCGGUCAGACGCAUGGAAAUCAUGAAUAGUCUUCCCAUGGAAACGCGGCUCCGAAUUGAUGCCGACAGCAAUUCUCCGCAAGCCAAAGCACUGCAAUUUGUGGUGGAUGGUCACAGUGCGUAUCCCGAGUGGAGAGUCAUACAACGAUUUGCCUUGGCCACAGUGUAUUACGCCACCAACGGAGACGAAUGGAACGACAAUCGAUCUUGGCUCCAUCCCAACUCACACGAGUGUGGAUGGCAGCACGUGCAACGAGUGGGGUCUUCCGGCCCGUGUGGCUCCGCCACCUACUUUACGCUCAAUGAGGGAGUCUACGAAAGCUUGUCACUCUACGACAAUAAUCUGGUGGGAACGUUGCCUCCCGAACUGUUCAUGCUGUUAACGUCCCUGAAGCACGUGGAUCUCGGAGUCAAUAAACUGGAGGGACCUCUGUCACCAUUGCCGCUGUCAGGACUGAAAAACUUGGAACGGUUGAAUCUGGAAAACAAUGCCAUGGAAGGGAAAUUGCCGGCCGAAAUUGGUUUCUUGACCCAACUCACGUGGCUUUCGUUAAGCAGCAACCGACUCAAGUCGUCCAUUCCCUCUGAAGUGGGACAGCUGUCCCGGUUGACGCGCCUCUCCCUCAGUAUCAACAAUUUUGACAGAACCAUCCCGUCCGAACUGGCAAGGUUGGAUCGACUGGAAUCGUUGUUUCUCGAUCGGAACCGCCUCAUCGGGUCGAUUCCGCAAGAACUCGAGGUAUUGGCGGUCAAUGGUUCCUUGGUGACCUUCACGCUGGACUGGAAUUCAUUCCACGGAGUUGUCCCAUACGAUCUCUGUGGCCUGGGGUUGGGUCUGGUGUUUGAUUGUAGUAGUACCGGUAGUAGUAGUGACGGGCUAUGUGGGUGCACCGAUUGCCCGUGCGCCGAUCCAUGA
Molecule: messenger RNA, 1653 nt
Organism: Seminavis robusta
Lineage: Eukaryota; Bacillariophyta; Bacillariophyceae; Naviculales; Naviculaceae
Source: the annotation of a GenBank genome assembly